AUGAACAACAACUUUUUUGAAGGGACCUUGCCUAGAGAAAUAAGCAAUUUGAUCAACGUAAUCCUGAUCGCUUUUGAACACAAUUCCUUAACCGGAACCAUUCCACCUUCAAUAGGAACUUUGCCAAACUUACAGUACAUUUUGCUACAUGAAAACAGAUUCUCAGGAAACAUACCAGAGUCUCUUGGAAACUUGACAUAUUUGGCUGAAGUUCAUCUCUUAGAAGGGACCAUUCCUUCAAGCUUCGGAAACUGUCAGCGUCUUCAGUUGCUAGACCUUUCAGUUAACUUGCUUAAUGGUACCAUUCCAAGAGAUAUAUUUCAAAUCCCGAGUUUCGGUAAGGUCUUGAACCUGUCUUUCAAUUCUUUAACCGGAUCCGUUCCGCCCGAAAUCGAUAUGUCUAGAAAUUCGUUUCAAGGAACCAUACCAAAUUCUUUGGACAAAUUGAGAGGGAUGGAGUAUAUUAGCCUUUCUUCAAACAAGCUCACCGGUAACAUACGGGCUUCUCUAGAAUCUUUAAGGUUCUUGCAAGUUUUAAACCUGUCCAGGAACCAACUCUCAGGGGAGGUUCCAACAGCAGGGGUUUUCGGAAACUUGACAGUCAUUUCCCUUUCCGAAAAUCUCGAGCUUUGUGAUGGAGUACCUGACUUAGAACUACCCAAAUGCGAUUCUCCUGGAGAAAAGUUCAGCGGUUCGAGAUUAAGAAUUGUACUAAUAGCGUCGUUUGCAUUCAUCUUGGCUUCUGUGUUAGUCUUUUGGUUUGUGAGUAGAAAGAAGGAUUCAGGCGUCCAUCAGGUUAAGGAGUAA
Hibiscus syriacus is the source of this 807-nucleotide messenger RNA. RefSeq names its product putative receptor-like protein kinase At3g47110. Bases 1 to 807 code for a protein of 268 amino acids. The record is from RefSeq and is a predicted model, not a curated record. The transcript is spliced from 2 exons. Gene Ontology annotation, molecular function: protein binding. Lineage: Eukaryota; Viridiplantae; Streptophyta; Magnoliopsida; Malvales; Malvaceae.